AUGGCGGUCGUGCCACCGAGCGAGAAGAGAGUGUAUGAACUCAUCAGUACAGUUGGAACGAACAUAGAAAGGCUGCGACAAGGUAUCAAUGCGCUCCGGCAGCUGCACGACCGUUGGACGGGCUGCAAUGAAACAGCCAUCAACCUAAUAGCACAGUUGACGACUCUGAGGUCGAAUCUGAACAAUGUGCACGAUUGGCUCAACUAUGGGAUCAAUGAUCUGCACCCUCAGCUCCUUUCCGACUUGGACGUCUUGAUGGCUUCUUGCGCAUUACUUGUGCGACAUGUAGACCAUAUAAUUGCGAGUCUUCGACAGCCAGAUCCUGAUGCAGUGGAUUGCGCAAUUAAGCUCAAGUAUGCUGUUGGAGGUCGGUCAAUGGAGCGGCUCCGAGAUGUUGCUGAGCGACAGUCGGAUGCCGUUCGUUUACUGUUGGCUGCAUGUAGAUGUCACACCGCUGCGCAGCGUAAGAUCUUGCUUCACAAAUCUCGCCAGAUCAGGAAAGAGGAUGACCUGUCUCUGAAAGUAUUAGCGCGAUCAUCAAAGUGGAACGGUGGGUGCAUGACAGUGCUUACCAGCGUUUCCAGAGGGAUACAAGGAAUACGAAUGUCUUACUACAGAAAGUUCAAGCGAAAAGAUCUUUACGAUGAACCAACCGAGAACGACUAUGAUAAUGCCGCUGCUGCCAUCCGGUCAGAGGCAAUUGAUCGCGCGCUCCAGGAAGACAGCAUGGUGCUUCGACGAGAGACCAAACUCAUGUUGAUGGGGCAGGACAAUAGUGGAAAGGACCUUGUCAUGCGCCAGAUCAAAGUCUUGUAUGCCGAGGGAUACUACUCACCAGAAGACCGCAUGAAGUUCCGAGAUGCUGUACGCUCGACUUUACGACUGCUUAUCCAUUCGAUUAUCGACCUACUAAAAGACACCGGUAUCAAUUUACCUACGACCCUCAGUCAACAGUUCGCCGUCUUGCUGGACGAGGUGGAUCUGGUUGACAUGCAUUGCAUCACCAUUGAUGCCGCAGUAGCUGUACGAAGCCUGUGGACUAGCGCCGAGUUCUCAUCUAUGUAUCUCAAAAACUUCGAGAUUGACUUCCCACAAUACUCACCCUAUUUCGCCCAGGAGGUCCAAAGAAUCGCCGCCGAAGAUUAUGUGCCCACUGAAGCGGACAUCGUUCGCUUGAACCAGUCGAUUGGAGGCAUCAAAGAACUACGCUUCAACUGGGACGAACUCGAUGUCCACCUUUUCAACAUCAAUGGCUUCAUCCCAGACCAGUUCCGCAAGCGCUGGUUUCACCAAUUCGAUAGCGUUACAUCACUCGUUUACACCGUUGAUGUGUCGCUCUACGACCGCCCCUUCUACGGCCAAACAACAAAAUCGCAGCUCCUCGACGACUUUGCCAGCUUCGAGUCCUGGGCUACAUCGCCGAAAUUUGCGAACUCCGCAGUCAUCCUUCUGCUCAACAAUUUCACGCGUUUCCGCGAUAAACUGCGCUACUCGCCGCUCGAGACUGUGUUUCCAGACUACAUACCCAAUGCCUCAGACCCUGAUAGCUCCGCGCGGCAAUAUAUUUUGAAGCAAUUCAAAGAUGUCAACCGCAAUCGACUUUCCAUCUACUCGUUCUGGGUUGAUCUCGACAUGAGUGAUAACCAGCACCUAUACGCAGCGGUCAAGAAGACACUGCAGCACAUUCAGCAGCGGAAGGCGAGGAGCGAAGUAUGGCAAGAGAGCGAGACGACUAUGACCUCUAGGACAGGUCUCACUGAAAAACUUUCGAACAGUCGACUGAACUUGCUAUCGAAGAGUGGGUCGAACAUGGAACGCUCGUCGCCGAAGAAGUCGGUGGAAAGCAAGUUCACAUGA
Ascochyta rabiei is the source of this 1857-nucleotide messenger RNA. RefSeq lists its product as uncharacterized. Gene Ontology annotation, cellular component: heterotrimeric G-protein complex. The transcript is spliced from 2 exons. The record is from RefSeq and is a predicted model, not a curated record. Gene Ontology annotation, molecular function: GTPase activity; guanyl nucleotide binding; G-protein beta/gamma-subunit complex binding. The coding region runs from base 1 to 1857 and encodes 618 amino acids. Gene Ontology annotation, biological process: adenylate cyclase-activating G protein-coupled receptor signaling pathway. Lineage: Eukaryota; Fungi; Ascomycota; Dothideomycetes; Pleosporales; Didymellaceae.